Messenger RNA from Glossina fuscipes, 3111 nucleotides. RefSeq names its product glutamate receptor ionotropic, kainate 4 (gene Ir76b). NCBI's taxonomy places the organism in Eukaryota, Metazoa, Arthropoda, Insecta, Diptera, Glossinidae. Gene Ontology annotation, cellular component: membrane. The transcript is spliced from 5 exons. Gene Ontology annotation, molecular function: ligand-gated monoatomic ion channel activity. The record is from RefSeq and is a predicted model, not a curated record. The coding region runs from base 1118 to 2965 and encodes 615 amino acids.
UUUCAUAUAAUCUUAGAUGUAUAUGUAGCACGAUUUUCUAAAAAAAAAUCUGUCGAGAAAAACUAGUCAUUAUCCAAAAAUUUAUCAUUAGCCUUUUAUUGUCUUGCUUCCAAAGAAUUGGCCAUUGAAAUUCAUUCUAAAGAGUACACAAUUGUUUUUCUAUUUUUUUAACAUUUUUUAUGAUACGUACUCUGGGAUCUACCUAUUAAUAUACCUUUUGUUUUGCUUUAUGUAUUUUACAAAAUAUAUUUAAUAAGAGUUUUGAGAAACGCGAAUUGAUGUCGCAUCGUUUCUUUUACAAAGAGGGAGGUUUAAAAAUGUCACGACCCAGUCUAUGGUUCUCAAUAACGGGAAAAGCUCGAUCAUAAUUUAAAAAAAAAAAUUGCGAAAGCAAUUUUCAUUCGCUAGAAACAAAAAUGCAUACUUUGUUGAUAACUAUAAAGUCUCUACUCGCUCACAGCUAUCGAGUUAACUCGAUCGAGUUUAUCAAGAUUCUCAUCGCUUGAGCAGAUAUCCGUAGGCUUAUGAUGUAGCAAUUCAAAAGAAACAUUCACGAUAUAUCAAUAGAGUCACUCGUACAUUUAUCUUAAUUAAUAAAUUUCGCCGCAAACUCCCUUCAUCUGAAAAGUGACCGCCGAUCAUCGAAACCAAUUAUAUUUGAAAGCAUAUUUCGAACAACACGAUAGUCUUAGCAUUGGGGGUCUCAAUACUUUUUAAAGGAUCUAUUGCGUUUGUCCUCCUUAAAGUAAAUAAAGUUAAUUUAAAAAAUGCGCACAAAAAAGCUUAUAUAUGUUCUGCAAUAGUUUCGAAAUCCUGUCUAUUACAACUGUAGAGAUUAUCGUUAUUAAUUUUUAAAUAAUAAACCGUUGAAUUAUUGUUCAUGUGUUUGUGUCUUCAGGCAUACAAAGCAGUGCCUUUGUACACCAGUAUGUUUACCCAUUUAUUAACAAUAUUUACAUUUCAUUAAAUAAUGCAUGCAUGUCCUAUAAUUAAGAAUAAUUCCCAAAUAACUGAAAAACGGUCACGGUGUUAGUUGAUAAAUGUAGUUCGCAGAUAGCACAGCAAAAGAUAGAAAUUAAUGAAAAAAGACAAUUAGACAUUAAAGAAAAUAUGAAGCAUGAAAAUGAAGGGCAUCGAAUUAAUGUUGGCGGCUUUAUGUUUAAGUUGCGAUUUUAAUGCUGAUGAUUAUCCAAGUGGCGUUUUAGUUAUGGACGAAACUUACUUUACAAACGGUUCAGAUGCGGAAGAUGGGAAAGUUUUAACGAAAGCAAAAGAGAUCGUAUCAUCUGAUAAAGAGGUACAAUUGGAAAAACUACGGAACUGGAUAAAUGGGCGUGAAUUGCAAAUAGCUACUUUAGAAGACUAUCCACUAAGUUAUACCGAAGUGCUGGGAAAUGGUACGCGUGUGGGCUCAGGAGUAGCUUUCGAGUUAAUUGAUUUUCUAAAAGAGAAAUUUAAUUUCACCUAUAAGGUAGUGGUGCCUGGCUUCAACAUUAUUGGAGGCACGGUCGACUAUACAAACAGUUUAAUCGAAUUGCUUAAUGGAUCUCAAGUUCACAUGGCGGCAGCAUUCCUGCCCUUGUUAUCUGAUCAACGUGGUUACAUUUUCUAUUCUACGGUCAUCUUAGACGAAGGUGAAUGGAUUAUGGUUAUGCAAAGGCCGCAUGAGUCAGCGUCGGGUUCGGGUCUUUUAGCUCCAUUUGAUUACAGAGUGUGGACGCUUAUUCUAGUGUCCUUCUUAGCAGUCGGUCCAAUCAUAUAUAUUCUAAUAAUUUUGCGUAAUCGUUUAACAGGCGACACUGAACAGAAGCCCUAUUCAUUGGGACAUUACGUUUGGUUUGUGUACGGUGCUCUAUUAAAACAGGGUAGCGUUCUAUCACCAAUAGCUGACUCCACUCGGUUGUUAUUCGCUACUUGGUGGAUAUUUAUUACGAUUCUAACCUCAUUUUAUACCGCUAAUCUAACAGCGUUUCUUACUUUAUCUCAAUUCACCUUACCUUUCAAUACUGUUGAUGAUAUUUUAUAUAAAAAUAAAUAUUUUGUAACGGUUCGUGGUGGCGGCGUCGAGUAUGCCAUUAAAACGGUAAACGAAAGUCUAUACAUGCUGCAUUACAUGGCUGAAAAUGAUCGUGCAGUUUUUUCGCUGGAUAUCAAUGAUACUACGAAUUUACGUACAUAUGUCGAGGAGCAGGGAUUUGUGUUUAUUCGCGAUCGUCCCGCUAUUACACACACUCUUUAUACGGACUAUCGUCAACGACGAGCGACUAGCAUGAAUGAUGAGAAGGUGCACUGUCCUUUUGCUCAGGCCAAACAUCCAAUUCUAAAGAAGAAACGGUCGUUUGCUUAUCCGAUCGGCAGUAACUUAAGCCAUCUAUUUGAUCGGGAGUUAUUAAAUCUUGUGGAAUCGGGAAUUAUCAAGUAUUUGGCAGUCAAGAACUUGCCGAAUGCAGAAAUAUGUCCACAGAACUUGGGUAGCACUGAACGGCAAUUGCGUAACGGAGAUCUAAUUAUGACAUACUAUAUAACGAUGGUUGGUUUCAUCGUUUCUCUUGUCAUUUUCAUCAGCGAACUGCUAUUCCGCUGUAUUAAUCAAUUGUGGACGCGAAAUAAUGUCAACGAUGCAGUCGCAAAGCAAAAAGCAAGUGUUAGUAAAGGUUAUAACCAAGGCCUGAUUUUGACAAUGAAAGCAACACCUCCUCCGCCUUAUCAAAGUAUAUUUACUGGAGGUAUUGAACGAAAUGCUGGAAAUAAAUGGAAGCAUGUAUUCGGUUCAAAAACUCGACAGUUAUCCCGUGAAUAUCCCGGUUUUAUUAGCACAACUGGUCUUACAACCGGUUCGCAUGGUAUACGACGUAUAAUCAAUGGCCGGGAAUAUAUGAUGUACCAGGCACCCAACGGCGAAACGCAAUUAAUACCUGUAAGAGCGCCCUCGGCCACUUUGUUUCAAUACACUUAUGUAGAUUAAAUGGCACGAAAUCUUCAUUGUGUUAUCUUCAUUCUUGGUCAUGAAUGAAAUGUAACCAAGAUCUACAAAAUACGAUUCCACUCCAUUACAGCUUACUCAACUGCUUUAGAUCAUGCUUUUCGAUGUAUGCAGAGUGAGGUUGAUAA